Messenger RNA from Coregonus clupeaformis (lake whitefish), 1897 nucleotides. Its product is annotated as C-C chemokine receptor type 7-like. The coding region runs from base 62 to 1204 and encodes 380 amino acids. The transcript is spliced from 4 exons. Gene Ontology annotation, biological process: chemotaxis; G protein-coupled receptor signaling pathway; inflammatory response. Gene Ontology annotation, cellular component: membrane. NCBI's taxonomy places the organism in Eukaryota, Metazoa, Chordata, Actinopteri, Salmoniformes, Salmonidae. Gene Ontology annotation, molecular function: chemokine (C-C motif) ligand 19 binding; chemokine (C-C motif) ligand 21 binding; C-C motif chemokine 19 receptor activity. The record is from RefSeq and is a predicted model, not a curated record.
UGUCUCUCUACUUUCACAACCUGUGUACUGAGAGAAAGCACAGUUGUAACUCUCAAUCAACAUGACCUCUGUCAAAGACAUUCAAGUCUUAGUACCAGCUCUACUGAUCUGGACCUACUUUGACAUUUGCUUCUCUCAGAAUGAAAACGUCACUACAGAGUCCACUGAAUACACUGAUUACCCCACGGACAAGAAUGACUUGGAUUAUGACCAUUGGUCCCAGCAAUGCCUGAAGGAAUCCAACCGCCACUUCCGCUCCUGGUUCAUGCCCACCUUCUACUCCCUCAUCUGUUUCCUCGGUCUGGUCGGUAACAUCCUGGUAAUCGGUACCUACGUCUACUUCAACCGACUGAAGACUGGGACCGAUGUGUUCCUGCUCAGCCUGUCCGUUGCCGACCUGCUGUUUGCCGUGUCGUUGCCCCUCUGGGCGACCAACUCCAUGACGGAAUGGGUGCUGGGGCUGUUCAUCUGCAAGGCCAUGCACACCAUCUAUAAGGUCAGCUUCUACAGCGGCAUGUUCCUACUCACCUCCAUCAGCGUGGACAGGUACUUCGCCAUCUCCAAGGCCGUCUCUGCCCACCGCCACCGCUCCACGGCAGUGUUCAUCAGCAAGGUGACCUCUGUGGCCAUCUGGGUGACGGCGCUGGUCUUCUCCAUGCCCGAGAUGUCCUACACCACCAUCAGCAACAAGACCUGCACCCCCUACGCCGCCGGCUCAGACCAGGUGCGCGUGGGCAUCCAGGUGAGCCAGAUGGUCCUGGGGUUCGUUCUGCCGCUCCUAAUCAUGGCCUUCUGUUACGGUGCCAUUGUGAAGACCCUGUGCCAGGCCCGGAGCUUCGAGAAGAACAAGGCCAUCAAGGUGAUCUUGGCUGUGGUGGCGGUCUUCCUGCUCUGCCAGGUGCCCUAUAAUGUGGUACUGCUGCUGACCACUCUCGCCGCGGUCAAUGGGGGCAGCGACGACUGCACCUACGACAACAGCCUCCUCUACGCCUCUGACAUCACCCAGUUCCUGGCUUUCCUGAGGUGCAGCCUCAACCCCUUUGUAUACGCGUUCAUCGGGGUGAAGUUCCGCCGCGACCUCCUGAAGCUGCUGAAGGAUCUGGGCUGUUUGAGCCAGGAGAGAUUCUUCCAGUACACCUGCGGCAAGAGGAGGAGCUCAGCGGCCGCCAUGGAAACCGAGACCACAACCACUUUCUCCCCCUAAAGCUGCCAAUGCUGCCUAAUCUGUCAGCCUUUUCAACAUGGACAAGACCUUUUACCUAUGUUUAUUUCAGAUUAUUUUUAAAAUGUUUGCUUGUAAGUGUUCUAUAGGUCACUGAAAAGGUCUAAAUGACAUAUAUGUUUGAUGUAGACAGAGAGCCUGCAUCGAGAACAUCAUGAGAGUGUGCCUUGGUCUCCCCCCUCAGAACCACAUGCACCUGGAGCACAAGCUGCAGAGGGGCUUCCUGCCUCGCCACGACAACCGUAUUUACAAAGAUGUGGCUACCAAGACCAAGAUGGUCCUAAGCAACGGUUACCACGCCUCCCAACAGAAUGGUGUCUGCGCACAUGUGGUGAAAGAGGCAACGAUUGGAUAAUGGCUGCAGAUUAGGUCUCUGUCAUCACAGGGAAGAUUCUAGAAGUGUCCACAGCCAUAGAGAAACAAUUACAUCCAUAGUUUAGUUUACUAACUGUAAGUCGCUCUGGAUAAAUGUCUGAAAUGUAAAUGUAAAUGUAUCAGGCAGCUUACUUGUCGUCACCAGGUAUUGAUUUAGAUCAAGUCUGUACCAUUCAAUUUUUUCCCGUUAUAGAGCUGCCAGUGGAGGACCAUCACUGUAAAUACUCAAUGUCUUUGUAUUAUUUCUGUGUUGUUUUGAGUCUUAUUUUCAAAGUAUUGUAAAUAAAAAAGUGUACUCUG